This is a messenger RNA of Leptonychotes weddellii (Weddell seal), 2757 nucleotides long. The record is from RefSeq and is a predicted model, not a curated record. Lineage: Eukaryota; Metazoa; Chordata; Mammalia; Carnivora; Phocidae.
AUGGCCCUGAACCCAGGGGCUAGUCUGGUCCUCUGUGAAAGCUCGAAGAUGACACCUAGUCUCAGCUUCACUGAGGCCUCAGAUUUAGGCUCCAGCACCAUCUCUGGGCCCCACUCAGACAUGGGCCUUGCUCCUCUCAUGAACCCACCCCUGAAUCCUGGCUCAGCUCUUGUUCCAGACCUUAAUCCAAGUCUGAGUCCUGUCUCAGAGGAGGCCCCUGGCCUGGUGACUGGUAACACCCUCAGGCCUGCGGACAGCUGGACUGUGGGCCCCGCCUCCCUCCAGAUCACCACUUCCCACUCAGGUGAAGCCCUGGGCCCGAGUUCAAAUCAGGUCUUGAGGCCUACCUCCCAGAGGGCCCCAAGUCCAGCCUCAAACCUCGUUCUGAGCCCUAGCUCUUCUGAGGCCCAGGGUCUGAGCUCAGGGAGCCACACAGGGCCCAAUUCUGAGGAGGCUCUCAACUCCCUCCCAAGCAAGAUUUUUGAUUUGGGUCAGAGUAACUCCAAUCCUUCCAGGCCUGAAGCAAACCCAUUUAUAAGGCCCUAUUCAAGAGAAGCCCUGGUUGUGGGCCAAUGCGUCUCCAGGCCAGGCUCGAAAGCACUCCUUACUCCAGCCUCAAACUCUUCUCUGGACCCAGACGCCAACCGGAUACUCGGUGUGGGCUCAAGAAACACCUCUAAGCUGGACCUGCAUGCGGCUCGAGGUUCUGGUGGGACCCUGAUCCCAGAUGCCAACGAGACCAUCAAUGCGGUUUCACAUAAGAUCUCCGGGUCUGUCUCAAAAGGAGCCUUUGGUGCGGCCUGGAACACAAGUUCCAAGGGAACCAUCAACGUGGCUUCGAAUGGCAAUCGCAGGUCUGACUUGAACAUGACCAUCACUCAGUCCUCAUGCUUGACCCUGAUUCCUGGCUCUAGUGAUGGUAUCAGCCUGCACUCCAGCACCCAUGGACCCAACUCCACCCUCUCUCCACCCUCGUGCAUGACCCUGAUCCUGGGCUCCAAUGAGACCCUCAGCCUGGGCUCCAGCCUCAUUUUCAGUGACACCUCCACCCUGACACUGAGCAGCCAGCAGGAUUAUUCUGAGGACAACAGCAUCCAUGCCAUACCCUUGGAUGAGAAUCUGGGGAGCUGGGGCGAGAUGGUCAGCACUGAGACUGGUCAGUUCCCGCUGGGGUUCCCCACCCGUAACACCACAGACGAGGACACCACGGCCUUCCAAAGCAUCCCAGAGGGAGUCUUCGAUGAAGUGACCUCAUGCCUGGUGAACGUGCCAGGGAAGAGCGAAGAUGACAACAAGAUGGCUCUGGUGGAGAAUGUCAUCACCCUCCAGAAGUGCCAGGAAGGGGAAGGCGAGAAGAAGACCAUGAUGAAGAAGAUGAUGAGGCAGAUCCGGGAGGAGCCACUGGAUUCCCUCUCAAGCACCGUCCGCUGGCAGGCCAUGGAGACCCUGACCCAGCUGAGUCACACCCAGCCUGUGCUGGGUGGGCAAGAAAGAUCAGAGCUGGUGAACACGUGUGUGAAGAGUGUGUUCUCCCUCCCCUCUGUGCAAGCCAUGCAGGAGAAAGACGAGGCCAAGGCUGAGGCCAUACAGACACUUUACCGUCAGACCCUGGAAGCCCUGCAGACACUGCUCAACGCCCUCUUUGUGGAGGACCCCACUCCUGCCGGGCUGAAGAGCAUCUUGGAGCCCCUGGGGCCCUGGAUGAACUCCGGGAAGGCCCAUGAGCGAGCACGGGCUGUGAACAGCAAUGUCUCUGUGUUGAACCACACGCUUCUGACCCUGCCUUUCUUUAUGACCUCGGGGUUCCCGGCGCUGGGGCUUCUGCUGGGGAGGCUCAUCCUUCGCAUCGGGGAUCCUGAUGAGGAGAUUGGCCGGGAGGCUCUGGACGGCAUCAUCAUCCUCUACACCAUCCUGGAGCUCCAAAAACGAUCCAGAGAGAAGGAAGAGACCAAUAAGGAGGAGCUAUAUGAGAGCAACAAGCGAUUCCUGGGGCCCUACAACCCUGUCAGCCCAUGCCAGAAUAUUCUGCGCGUGAUUGCGGAGUUUGGAGACUUCCUGGGACCCCAGCAGAUAAAGGACCUGUUGCUAGCAGCCCUGGAGGGCUUGAAAGGCAGCUCAGAGGCCUGGGGGAAGGACUCUGGGGAGAUGAUGCAGCUGGCCUCAGAGGUCACGCUCAGCUCAGUGCUGGAAUGGUACUGCCACAGGGUGCUGGAGGUGAUCCCAGAGAUCAUGCAGGGCAUCUACGUGCAGCUGAACCACAUCCAGGAGCCGCGGGCCCGCGAGGUGGCCCUGCUGCCCGUCUCCCUCCUGGCCAGCUCCUUCAUGACCGAGGUGGUUGUGGCCCUGCUCAUGUGCCCCCUCCCGCUGGACAGCAAUGGCGCAGAGAUGUGGAGGCAGCUGAUCCUGCGCAAGCCCAGCUGUGAUGUCCGAGACCUCCUGGACCUGCUCCUGACCAGCCUGAAGGAGAAGCCCUUCACCAAGAAGGGCCGGGCCUCCAUCGUGCCCCUCGCAGCAGCCAGCGGCCUGUGUGAGCUCCUGUCGGUCAACAGCUGCGUGGGCCGCGUGAGGCGCAUUUACCCCCAGCUGCUCCUGGCCCUGCUCAUUCAGGUCCAUUACCACAUCGGUCUCCACCUGCCUAGCCGCAUGGCUUUCCGCAAGGACGCCAAGAAGGACACUCAGCCUUCCCUCUUCGUACCCGUGCGGUAUGUCCUGCUGUCCCUGGCUGGGGGAGGGCCACGAAGCAAGGGCCCUUCGUAA